Messenger RNA from Linum trigynum, 357 nucleotides. Lineage: Eukaryota; Viridiplantae; Streptophyta; Magnoliopsida; Malpighiales; Linaceae. The record is from the annotation of a GenBank genome assembly.
AUGAACCCAAAAUCCCCAAAUUCAAACCCUAAAUCGUUAAUCGUGAAUAGGAGGGAGGCGCCUCCUCCUUCUCCGACCAACAGCAGUCUUCCGCCUCUCCCGGCAGCUGACGGGCGGUCGACUUACCCAACUGCGCCUGAGCCCCGGUCGGCGGAAUUCCACCCGACCGUAUGGGGAGACUUCUUCAUUACCCUUGUCUUCCAUUCCGAAGAGUCGGUCAGCGGCUGGAACCAGCAGAUUGAAUCGCUGAAGGAAGAGGUGAUGGUGAUGCUAUCCGCAACCGACGCCAAACUGUCCCAAAAGUUGAACCUAAUCGAUACGAUCGAGCGGCUCUGGUCGAAGAAGAAGAAGAAGUAA